AUGGAAAUUACUAUGAAUAAUGCCAAACAUGCCCGUCACUUUAACAAUCACGAUCCGCAAAAACACCACCAUAACGUAUCAUCAAGAAGAAAUAGUGAAGACGAGGACACGAUGAUUGUGGAAGUUGAAAACAAAAACAUUUCUAAUAAUGUCAACAACGAAAUCGUACUUGACGAUGAUAGCGAAGGGAAUAUUAUUAACUGUCAAAGCAACACCAACGAUAACCGACAUAAAAAUAAUAAUCAUCAACAACGAUCAUCCUCAAGAAUCUCGACUUCAUUCCCACGAAGGAAAACUUCCGUGUUGGAUAUCUCAUCUUUAUUGUGUGAAUUACCUUCGGCCUCAGCAAAAUCUCCCGUUUAUGAUUCUGCCUCCGUUGAGGAAGAUAGUAUGGACGAUGUUUCAAGUCCAAGUCAUUUAGGUGAUACCGAAUCGUUGGGAUCAUCUCGUUCGUUCCAAAAAAGUCGUGCUAAUUCAUCGACCCCGGCGACGACCCCCCCAUAUUCUCCACCUGGCAUAUCGACAACAAUGACGACUGAUCGAGAGAAGCAACGCUUAUUUAACAAUAACAAUAAUAGUUCGUCGGACGUUGUAGUAGGUAACCUUGAACUGUCACAGCAUGAUCAAACACAACAUUAUUUCAAUGAUAAUAACAACUCAAGUAAUCACCAUCGACAACAACAUCAAGAUGAUGAGAGAUAUGUGGGUCAAGGCAGAUUUCACGAUGAUGUCCCUUGGAAACGACCAUGCAUGGUGGGACAAGAUCAUGGUUCAAGGCCCGUCUUACCACCAAUCAGGAGUUUUACAGAUCUAAGAUCCGAUAAUAACAACAAUAACAAUAAUGAAGAUUCCAACGGGCAAUUCAUUCAAUCACCUUCUGCCGAUCAUGGGAAAAUCAAUUCGCAGGUCGACCAUCAUUCUUCCCAAAAAUCGUGGAAUCAUUUAGAACAAUUUGCGGCUAUUUCCGAGGCUUAUCGUACAAAUUCUUCACACGCAGACAUAAUGGAUACUGUUUCUUCUUCCACCGCGCGUCUGCCACCUGCAUCUUCACUGACAACGCAACGUCAUCACUCGCUUGAAAGUAAUCAUCGUAACUUUCAAAAUAAUAACAAUAGUAAUGCGAGUUUAUUUCAAAAUGGUCCUUUGAGCUCACCUUUAUCUGCGCAAAGGCGUCAUUCGGACUUACCUGGUUUCACCGCAGCCUCCCCAAGGAACGAUCAUCCAUCGCUCGUUUCACCUGACAACUCUUACCAUCAUCAUCAAAGUAACAUAUCACCUUAUGGUUAUGAGAGAGGACAUUACGUUGCAGCUCAUCAGCAACCGAGACCGUCAUCUUAUGGUAUGCAUAGCCCUCAAUCUCCGAAUACGUAUCCAGUUUCUCAUCAUCAUGGAUACUCCGUACCGUCACAUAACCCUUACCCGACUCCACCUUCAAAGCGUGCUAAUGCGAAUCAGUUAAAAGUUCUCAAUCAAGUAUUUCAGCAUACGUUCUUCCCUUCGACCGAGUUACGUAUUCAACUGGGAAAACAAUUGGGAAUGUCACCGCGAACAGUUCAAAUUUGGUUCCAGAAUAAGAGACAAAGUUGGCGCAGCAAGUCACGAGCUACGAACAAUUCCCUCCUUAAUAAUAAUAAGGAUGAUGAUGGUCAAUUGGAUGACAAUAGCAACCUUGAUGGUGAAGCUAAUGGAGCCGGAAACAAUGAAAAUUUAGUUUCUCGAAGGUCUAGUAAUUCAAGUUUGAGUUGUUCAGAUGAUGAUGAAACGUGUCGAAGAUCAAUUCCUGAUUCACCUUUGGAUGUUUCUUAUCCUCGUGGUGAUUAUUUUACUUCAAAAAGAUCUCAAAUGAAUAAUAGCGCCGAAAAUGUUAGUAUGGCUUCAAAUGGGGACGUUUCUUCCACACAAAAUUCUUACAUGGCGCAACAUUCUGCCGAUAAUGGGGGAGAAUAUUACAAUCAUCGAUCAAAUAGUAAUGGAGUUCACGUGAUUACUGGAUCUUUACAUCAUGGUGCUUCCGGCGUAUUGACACCAACCUCUCCAUUGCCACCACCUUCUUCUUUAACAAACCAAUUACCGUCACCUGUAUACUCGGCUUCCUCAACAACGACAGUCAGUAAUGAACGGUUGCCCGCUUUUGCUUCUUCAUUCGCACAGACGUACAAUCAAAACACCACUUCAACAUCAUCUAGUGCCAACAAUGGUUACGACGCGUUUGCAAAUAAUAGGUUACCCACUCCAAUAAUGGCCAAUCGACAUCAACCAUCAUCUUUUGGAUAUCAAUCAACUGUGAGCAGCGGUAUCUAA
Molecule: messenger RNA, 2301 nt
Organism: Funneliformis mosseae
Lineage: Eukaryota; Fungi; Glomeromycota; Glomeromycetes; Glomerales; Glomeraceae
Source: the annotation of a GenBank genome assembly